Molecule: messenger RNA, 2112 nt
Organism: Xyrauchen texanus (razorback sucker)
Lineage: Eukaryota; Metazoa; Chordata; Actinopteri; Cypriniformes; Catostomidae
Product: E3 ubiquitin-protein ligase CHFR-like
Exons: 17
Coding region: 165-2072 (635 amino acids)
Biological process (GO): ubiquitin-dependent protein catabolic process; mitotic cell cycle checkpoint signaling; protein ubiquitination
Cellular component (GO): nucleus
Molecular function (GO): protein binding; ubiquitin-protein transferase activity
Source: RefSeq, a predicted model, not a curated record
ACUCGCUCUCCCUCCCCUCUAUCAGCUGAAGCAAGAAAAUGCCACUGCUGGCCAGGAAGUGCCCAAGAAUAUAAAAAUUGAAAGAACAGCGGAUUAAAGUCAACAAGCGGUUAUGCUGCGAGUGGACUCGGGCUUCGGUUAGCAGGUGAAAUACAGCAGAGGAGAUGGCGUAUCAGGGCAGUGGGCAAGCCUGGGGAAAACUGGUGAAAGUGGAUGCAUCUCCAGGCUCUGAAAUAUUGCUCAUAAACAGAGAAUGCACAGUUGGGAGAAGAAAAGGCUGUGACCUCUCAUUCCCUUCUAAUAAACUGGUCUCAGGGGAUCACUGCAAAAUCACUCAAGAUCAGAACUCAGGAAAGGUGUGGCUGGAGGACAUGAGCACCAAUGGAACAGUGAUCAAUAUGUCCAAACUGGUGAAGAAACAGGCGUACUUACUGCAGAAUGGUGAUGUCAUUUAUUUUGUGUACAGGAAGAAUGAGCCAGAACAGAACAUUGCUUAUGUGUAUCAGGCUAUCAUGCCACAGAAAAGUGCCUCACAGGAUGUUAAAGCAGAUGAUGGGAAAGAAGAAGAAUCUGAUCUGACAGAAACAGAAAGUGAACCAGCACCAGUGGAGCCAGUUAUUGUAAAGCCUCUACCUCAGACUGGGCAUGAGGAACCCCAGCCAUCUACCUCCACCUCUACCUUCCACUUCUUCAACAUGUCCUUAUCUACUUGCUCUGGUUAUGAAAAUGAAAAGCAUGUUGCGUCAUCAGGCUGUUCCCAUAAUGCCCCAGCAGGCAGCCCAAGGGAGGCAGUCAUGAAUCACCCCUGCCUGAAGAGAACUUACUGGACUGACGGAGGGCAGCAGAUGCUGACAGAGAUGGAAACAGAGAGGAAAAGAAGAAAAACUGCGAGAGAUGACGUGGAUAGAUUUGGAUCUGCUCACAGUGACUCCGCUGCUUCUGCAGAUGUUCCUCAGGCCACUCUCAGAGUAGUGGGUAAAGAGAAAACAGAGGGAGCCAAAACAGACAAGAUGGAAGAGUCCCUCACCUGCAUCAUUUGUCAAGACCUGCUGCAUGACUGUGUCAGUCUUCAGCCUUGCAUGCAUACAUUUUGUGCUGCCUGUUAUUCUGGUUGGAUGGAACGCUCCUCACUCUGCCCUACCUGCCGAUGUCCUGUGGAGAGGAUCCGUAAAAACCACAUCCUCAACAACCUUGUGGAGGCAUAUCUGCUUCAACACCCAGAGAAGUGUCGCAGUGAAGAGGACUUACGCAGCAUGGAUGCUCGGAAUAAGAUCACACAAGACAUGCUGCAGCCGAAGAUUGAGCGCUCAUUUUCAGACGAGGAGGGAAGUUCAGAUUAUCUGUUCGAGCUUUCAGACAAUGACAGUGACAUCUCUGACAUGAGUCAGCCAUACAUGAUGUGUCGGCAGUGUCUGGGCUAUCGGAAGGAGCUUUGCUCUGCGCUGUUGAUCUGUGAGCCUGCUCAAUCAGAGGCGCCAGCUAAAGUGCCUGGAGAAGAACCCUCAACAUCCUCUGAAACCACCACAGCUCCUCAUGAGUUCAGGUGUCCUCCUCAGGGCAGUCACCUCAUCUGCACCUGCUGCCUGCAGCCCAUGCCUGACAGACGUGCAGAGCACCUUCCCCCACAGAUGUCCCCUCAACAUUGUAUGGUGUGCCAGAAGCCUUACUGUCACGUGUACUGGGGCUGCCAGCGGAUUGGUUGUCAAGGUUGCCUAGCACGUUUCAGUGAACUUAACCUGACUGAUAAAUGUCUGGAUGGAGUUUUAAAUAGCAAUCAGUACGAGUCAGAAGUCCUUAAGAAUUAUUUGACUUCUAGAGGAAUGACCUGGAGGCAUAUGCUACAGGAAGCACUUCAGGCAGUACAGCAAGGCCAGUACCAUCUCUCAGAUUACAGAAUUACUGCCAACUCCUUCCUGUGCUACUGCUGUGGACUUUGCACUUUUAGAGAGCUCACAUACAAAUACAGAGAGCACAUCCCUCCAUCAGAGCUGCCAGAUGCUGUGACCAUCAGACCAGACUGUUACUGGGGACGUAACUGUCGCACUCAAGUGAAAGCACACCAUGCCAUGUAAGUGUCUUAAUGGUUACACUGGCGUAAUGCUUAUACUGGAA